Gracilinanus agilis (Agile Gracile Mouse Opossum) is the source of this 6549-nucleotide messenger RNA. RefSeq names its product signal induced proliferation associated 1 like 1 (gene SIPA1L1). Gene Ontology annotation, molecular function: GTPase activator activity; protein binding. The coding region runs from base 1 to 5430 and encodes 1809 amino acids. The transcript has 21 exons. Gene Ontology annotation, biological process: regulation of small GTPase mediated signal transduction; activation of GTPase activity. Gene Ontology annotation, cellular component: cytoplasm. Lineage: Eukaryota; Metazoa; Chordata; Mammalia; Didelphimorphia; Didelphidae. The record is from RefSeq and is a predicted model, not a curated record.
AUGACCAGCUUGAAGCGGUCCCAGACUGAAAGACCUGUUGCCACUGAAAGAGCAUCAAUGGUUGGAACAGAUGGGAUUUCCAAGGUUCACACUGAUGACUUCUACAUGCGACGCUUCAGGUCGCAGAAUGGCAGUUUGGGUUCUUCUGUCAUGGCUCCUGUGGGCCCUCCUCGAAGUGAAGGUUCUCACCAUAUUACCUCUACUCCAGGAGUCCCAAAGAUGGGGGUUAGGGCAAGGAUUGCAGAUUGGCCACCAAGGAAGGACAAUGUUAAAGAAUCUAGCCGAUCAAGUCAAGAAAUGGAGACUUCAAGUUGCCUUGACAGCAUGUCCUCCAAAGGCAGUCCUGGAAGUCAAGGUAGUUCAGUGAACCUCAACUCCAGUGACUCUGCUAUGUUAAAAAGCAUACAGAAUACUCUAAAAAGCAAAACAAGACAAUCAGAGAACAUGGAUUCCAGAUUUCUCAUGCCGGAAGCUUAUCCUAGCUCCCCUAGGAAAGCCCUUCGCAGAAUAAGACAACGUAGUAACAGUGACAUUACUAUAAGUGAACUUGAUGUGGAUAGCUUUGAUGAAUGUAUCUCACCCACAUACAAAACUGGUCCAUCACUACACAGGGAGUAUGGUAGCACAUCAUCAAUAGAUAAACAGGGAACUUCAGGAGAAAGCUUUUUUGAUUUGUUGAAGGGAUACAAAGAUGAUAAAUCUGAUCAGAGAGGCCCAACCCCAACAAAACUGAGUGAAUUUUUGAUAGCCGGUGGAAGCAAGGGUUCAGGCUUUUCUUUGGAUGUGAUAGACGGACCUAUCACACAGAGAGAGAACCUCAGACUUUUUAAGGAAAGGGAGAAACCACUCAAGAGACGGUCUAAGUCAGAAACAGGGGAUUCAUCCAUUUUUCGUAAAUUACGUAAUGCCAAAUGUGAUGGGGAACUUGGAAAAUCGUCAGACCUUGAAGAUAAUCGAUCAGAGGACUCUGUCAGACCUUGGACUUGUCCAAAGUGUUUUGGUCACUAUGAUGUCCAGAGCAUAUUGUUUGACUUGAAUGAGGCAAUUAUCAAUAGGCACAAUGUAAUAAAAAGGAGAAACACAACCACAGGAGCAUCUGCAGCUGCUGUUGCUUCUUUAGUUUCUGGACCUUUAUCACAUUCUGCAAGUUUCAGUUCCCCUAUGGGAAGUACUGAGGACUUGAAUUCUAAGGGAAGCCUCAGCAUGGACCAGGGAGAUGAUAAGAGUAAUGACCUUGUAAUGAGCUGUCCGUAUUUCCGAAAUGAGAUUGGUGGAGAAGGAGAAAGGAAGAUCAGUUUAUCCAAAUCAAAUUCUGGUUCCUUCAGUAGUGAAAGUGCCUCAUUUGAAUCAACUCUUAGCUCUCAUUGCACAAAUGCAGGAGUGGCUGUACUUGAAGUGCCCAAGGAAAAUUUGGUUUUGCAUUUAGAUAGAGUAAAGAGAUACAUUGUGGAACAUGUGGAUCUUGGUGCAUACUAUUAUAGGAAAUUUUUUUAUCAGAAGGAACACUGGAACUAUUUUGGGGCAGAUGAGAACCUGGGUCCAGUGGCUGUAAGCAUUCGAAGAGAAAAACCAGAAGAAUUGAAAGAAAAUGGACCUCCAUACAACUAUCGCAUAAUAUUCAGAACUAGUGAGCUCCUGACAUUAAGAGGUGCUGUACUAGAAGAUGCCAUCCCUUCAACUGCAAAACAUUGUACAGCUAGAGGAUUGCCCUUGAAAGAAGUACUGGAGCAUGUAAUUCCUGAGCUAAAUGUUCAGUGUCUGAGGUUGGCCUUCAACACCCCUAAAGUCACAGAACAACUCAUGAAACUGGAUGAGCAAGGGUUAAGCUAUCAAUUGAAAGUGGGAAUCAUGUAUUGCAAAUCUGGACAGAGCACUGAAGAAGAGAUGUACAACAAUGAGUCAGCAGGCCCUGCUUUUGAAGAAUUCCUCCAACUUUUGGGAGAACGAGUUCGUCUCAAGGGAUUUGAGAAGUAUCGUGCUCAACUUGAUACUAAAACUGAUUCAACUGGUACCCACUCUCUUUACACAACUUAUAAAGACUAUGAAAUUAUGUUUCACGUAUCUACUUUGCUGCCAUAUACACCUAACAACAAACAACAGCUCCUACGGAAGAGACACAUUGGAAAUGAUAUUGUUACAAUAGUUUUCCAAGAGCCAGGAGCCCAGCCCUUCAGCCCAAAGAACAUUCGCUCUCACUUCCAGCAUGUUUUUGUCAUUGUCCGAGUUCACAAUCCCUGCACUGACAGUGUCUGUUACAGUGUGGCUGUAACGAGGUCCAGAGAUGUGCCAUCCUUUGGGCCACCAAUCCCCAAAGGAGUCACUUUCCCUAAGUCUAAUGUGUUCAGGGACUUCCUUUUGGCCAAAGUAAUUAAUGCGGAGAAUGCUGCUCAUAAGUCUGAGAAAUUCCGUGCCAUGGCUACCCGGACCCGCCAAGAGUACCUAAAAGAUCUAGCAGAGAAGAAUGUAACCAAUACUCCCAUUGAUCCUUCUGGCAAAUUCCCCUUCAUCUCUCUUGCCUCCAAGAAAAAAGAGAAAUCCAAACCUUAUCCUGGAGCAGAAUUUAGUAGCAUGGGUGCCAUUGUAUGGAGUGUCCACGCCAAAGACUACAAUAAGGCAAUGGAGAUAGACUGUCUUCUGGGCAUCUCGAAUGAAUUUAUAGUUCUCAUUGAACAAGAAACCAAAAGUGUGGUAUUCAAUUGUUCCUGCAGAGAUGUAAUAGGAUGGACUUCAACUGACACCAGCAUCAAAAUCUUCUAUGAGAGAGGGGAAUGUGUUUCUGUGGAGAGCUUCAAUAACAACAACGAGGAUAUCAAAGAGAUUGUCAAAAGACUGCAGUUUGUGACUAAAGGAUGUGAGUCAGUGGAGAUGACUUUGCGAAGAAAUGGGCUUGGACAGCUUGGCUUCCAUGUAAACUAUGAAGGUAUUGUGGCAGAUGUGGAACCUUAUGGCUAUGCCUGGCAGGCAGGACUGAGGCAAGGCAGCCGCCUGGUGGAAAUUUGUAAAGUGGCUGUUGCUACCUUAAGCCAUGAACAAAUGAUUGACCUUCUGAGAACAUCAGUCACAGUGAAAGUGGUCAUUAUACCACCCCAUGAUGAUUGUACCCCAAGAAGGAGCUGUUCUGAAACAUACCGCAUGCCAGUGAUGGACUACAAAAUGAAUGAAGGGGUUUCCUAUGAAUUUAAGUUCCCUUUCAGAAAUAACAACAAAUGGCAGAGAAAUGCCAACAAAGGGCAAGGACCUCAUGGGUCCCAAGUACCCUCCCAGGUUCAGAGUCCAGUGAUUUCUCGAAUGAGUGCUGGAAAAGGAGAUGGGAAAAUGCAGCCUCCAGAACGAGCAGCUAAUAUUCCUCGAAGCAUCUCUAGUGAUGGUCGCCCUCUGGAAAGGAGGUUGUCUCCUGGCUCUGACAUCUAUGUGACAGUUUCAUCCAUUGCUUUAGCGAGAUCACAGCAAUGUCGUAACUCCCCCAGCAACCUGUCUUCAUCUAGUGAGACUGGCUCUGGUGGGGGCACUUACAGACAAAAAUCCAUGCCUGAAGGGUUUGGAAUGAGCCGCAGAUCCCCAGCCUCCAUUGACCGGCAAAACACUCAGACGGAUAUUGGUGGCAGUGGGAAAGCUACACCCAGCUGGCAGAGAAGUGAGGAGAGCAUUGCUGACCAGAUGGCUUACAGUUAUAGAGGACCUCAGGAUUUCAAUUCUUUUGUCCUCGAGCAGCAUGAAUAUACAGAGCCAACAUGCCACCUCCCAGCUGUAUCAAAGGUAUUGCCAUCCUUCAGAGAGAGCCCUAGUGGGAGAUUAAUGCGACAGGAUCCAGUUGUUCAUUUGUCACCAAACAAACAAGGGCAUUCUGAUAGUCAUUACUCCAGCCACUCCAGUAGCAAUACUCUGUCCAGCAAUGCAUCCAGUGCUCACAGUGAUGAGAAGUGGUAUGAUGGAGAUCGCACAGAGUCUGAGCUCAAUAGCUACAACUAUCUUCAAGGAACCUCUGCAGAUAGUGGCAUCGAUACCACCUCCUACGGCCCCAGCCACGGGAGCACAGCAUCUCUGGGGGCUGCUACUUCAUCCCCACGCUCAGGACCUGGAAAAGAAAAGGUGGCCCCUCUGUGGCACAGCUCCAGCGAAGUGGUCUCCAUGGCAGAUAGGACCUUAGAAAAAGAGAGUCAUGGCGUGGACCGGAAGACAGAAUCUUCACUGAGCCUGGAUAUCCAUAGCAAGAGCCAGCCCACCUCUAAUCCUUUAACAAGAGAGAACAGUACUUUUAGCAUUAACGAUGCUGCAUCUCACACAAGUACCAUGAGCUCACGACACUCUGCCAGUCCAGUUGUUUUCACCAGUGCCAGAAGUUCACCCAAAGAAGAGCUUCAUUCUGCCACUUCCCCGCAGCUCGCGCCUUCUUUCUCCUCCUCCUCUUCCUCCUCUUCUGGUCCUAGGACUUUCUACCCUCGGCAGGGUGCUACUAGCAAGUACCUGAUUGGAUGGAAAAAACCUGAAGGGACAAUAAACUCUGUGGGGUUUAUGGAUACAAGAAAACGCCACCAAAGUGAUGGCAAUGAAAUAGCCCACACCAGGUUGCGUGCCUCUGCCAGGGACCUCCGGGCAUCUCCAAAGCAAACAUCUAAGUCAACAAUUGAAGAGGAUCUAAAAAAACUAAUUGACCUUGAAAGCCCAACUCCUGAAUCACAGAAAAAUUUUAAGUUCCAUGGACUUUCCUCUCCACAAUCUCCUUUCCCUUCUACUCCUACCACAAGGCGGACCUUGCACAGAACAUUGUCGGAUGAAAGUAUUUAUAGCAGUCAAAGAGAACACUACUUCCCCUCGAGGAACUCGAUUCUGGACCAAGCCUUGCCCAACGAUGUCCUCUUCAGUAGCACCUACCCUUCUCUCCCAAAGUCUCUCCCUUUACGGAGGCCAUCGUACACAUUAGGAAUGAAGUCAUUGCAUGGAGAGUUCUCAGCUUCAGACAGCUCCCUCACUGAUAUCCAGGAGCCAAGAAGGCAGCCCAUGCCGGACCCAGGUCUCAUGCCCCUGCCAGACUCUGCUUCUGACCUAGACUGGUCAAAUUUGGUAGAUGCUGCCAAAGCUUUUGAGGUCCAGCGAGCCUCGUUCUUUGCUGCUAGUGAUGAAAACCACCGACCUCUGAGUGCUGCCUCCAACAGCGACCAGCUAGAGGACCAAGCUAUGGCCCAGAUGAAGUCUUAUGGAAGCAGUAAAGAUUCUUCUCCUACACUGGCUUCUAAAGUGGACCAACUGGAAGGUAUGCUGAAGAUGCUUCAAGAAGAUUUGAAGAAGGAAAAAGAAGACAAAGCUCACCUCCAGGCUGAAGUCCAGCAUCUUCGGGAAGACAACUUGCGUUUACAGGAAGAGUCCCAGAGUGCAUCAGACAAGCUGAAAAAAUUCACUGAAUGGGUCUUCAACACAAUUGAUAUGAGCUAAAGACUGAUCAAACAGAGAGGGGUAAGGGAAGGUAGGGGAGGGGACCAAGAGGGAAUGUUCCCUUUCUUCUGAGACUGCUUUAAUGCCCCAGAAUCAUGCAAUUGAAAGCAUCUUCAGAGCACUUUCCCCACCUUCCCUAUAGAUAGCCCCUUUUUUUGCGAGUGCACAAACAGAACAAUUGCAGAUCAACAAUCACUGUCUGCCUUUUAUAGAAAAACAAAAAAAAAUAAUUAAAUAAAAAAUUUAAAAAGUAAAAUAAAACUUUAACUGCUAAAAUGUGAAUGUCUUUAUUUUUUUGCACAGUAUCUUUAUCUGUAAUGUAUAAAGAAAAAAAAUGGGGAUUAGACUAGAAUGAUCUAGUCCAUCUGCCUCUAUUUACUUCCCAUCAGCUCUUUCCUUUCUGUUUCAGGUAAUCCAAACUUUUUCUUGCUCUUCUGAAAAAUAUGAUGAUUCCUAGAAAACUAGUACAUGUUUAUUUUGGAUUGUUUAUUGGGGGUUAGGGUUGGGGCUGUGGGAGGGCUGUGUUCCUUACCUUCUGUGCUGAAGUGACUGGACAUGAGCAGCUGUGUAUCUCCCUUGAAUGCAUGAAUCAAUGCUGUUUUUCUCUGUGUUAACCCAGAACAGCAGGAUUAGGCAGGGAAACAGAGGCCAUGGAUGGGGCGUGUUAUUCAUGAUCUUUUCUACAUCCCUAGUUACUACCGCAAGAUUUGCUAUCACCUAUGGUUUCCUGUGGAUAUACUUCCACCUACUUUCCACAGGGUAAAUAGACUUCUCAAGUGCUGUCUUAAGCAACCUCUCCAAAUGUAGAACUGACCUCUACUUACCUUUCUGGCUGCAAACAUAAGUUUUUUAAGGUUCCCACACAUCACAUCUAUUGAAUUACCCAUCCCAAGAACUUCAUUCUCUCCAUUCGAUAUAGUCUAAAAACGAUGGUCCCCCUGCCUUUUUGGUUUUCCUUUUGAGGGAAAACAGACAUGAGACCAAAAACUGGCCAAUUAACACUGAUUAAAAGUACCCAGAAGAUGAUUUAAGUGUUAGUCUUGGUAGGAGACAGGAAAAAUGUAGAGGGAAAAUUAAAUUACAAAACUUUAAAGAGCUCUUGCUUACCUUUUGAAUGUA